UCGCAGAUUUCAACAGUAUCGAUUAGACCUGCUGAUGAGACCAGUUGUACUAAGAUCGUUUAAACCAUAAUUUUUGUUUCGAAAUGUCGAUACUCUUAGCUGGAAAACUGGCACUUGUUACCGGUGCUGGAAGCGGGAUCGGAAGAGAAGUAUGUCGAGUUUUAGCUCGCGAAGGUGCAAACGUUGUCGCUGCCGAUCAGAAUAUUAAAACUGCUCAGGAAACUGUUGCCUCUUUAACAGGUACAGAACAUAUUGCAUUGCAUAUAAAUGUUGAGGAUCGAAGCAGUGUCGAAACUGCAUUUAAAGAUGUCACGAAGCAAUUUUCAAAGCCUCCUACUAUCAUUGUUAAUUCGGCAGGCAUCAUGCGGAAUAACCUUUUGAUGAAACACGACGACAGUAAUUUUGAUGAUAUCAUUAAUGUCAAUUUAAAAGGUACCUUUUUAGUGAUGCAAAUUGCUGUUAAAGCGAUGAUAGAAGGAAAUGCAACCAAAAAUUCUUCAAUUAUCAAUAUAAGUUCGAUUGCUGCUAGAGGUAGACACAUUGGAGUAAGUACUUAUAGCGCAUCAAAAGCUGGAGUGAUAGCUAUGACAAAGACCGCUUCGUUGGAGUUUGGACAGUUUGGAAUUCGGGUAAAUGCUGUAUUGCCUGGUUUUAUAGACACUCCUAUGACUGCAGAUAUAUCUGAUGAAGAAAGGGAAAUGUUUAAAAAAAAUGUAUCAUUACAAAGAACGGGAAAGCCAGAAGAAGUAGCAGAGGUUAUUGUAUUUUUAGCUUCUGACAGGAGUUCUUACAUAAAUGGAGCCUCUAUUGAAGUUACUGGAGGAUUGAAUUAAGUUUUACUAUUCAUAUAUACAUAUACAUUAAGCGUAUCAUAUAAAUAGACUAUUAGUCAAGAAUUAUACAUAUAUAUGUAAAAAGCUUGGUUUCCUAUUGUAAUUGUUUAAUUCGCGACAA
Camponotus floridanus (Florida carpenter ant) is the source of this 954-nucleotide messenger RNA. Its product is annotated as estradiol 17-beta-dehydrogenase 8. Lineage: Eukaryota; Metazoa; Arthropoda; Insecta; Hymenoptera; Formicidae. Bases 84 to 833 code for a protein of 249 amino acids. The record is from RefSeq and is a predicted model, not a curated record. Gene Ontology annotation, molecular function: oxidoreductase activity, acting on the CH-OH group of donors, NAD or NADP as acceptor. The transcript is spliced from 4 exons.